Carica papaya (papaya) is the source of this 863-nucleotide messenger RNA. It is a transcript of the gene MTACP3, whose product is annotated as mitochondrial acyl carrier protein 3. Gene Ontology annotation, cellular component: mitochondrion. Gene Ontology annotation, biological process: fatty acid biosynthetic process. The record is from RefSeq and is a predicted model, not a curated record. Lineage: Eukaryota; Viridiplantae; Streptophyta; Magnoliopsida; Brassicales; Caricaceae. Gene Ontology annotation, molecular function: acyl carrier activity; acyl binding.
CAGGCUCUAACCUCAGACCAGCAACCGCAGUCCGUAUACAAAGACCGACAAGCCACGCGUGACUCAGCUUUCCAAGUGACCGCCCACCUCGCCUCGCUGCACCUGCUCCACUCACCCCUGUUUCUUUGUUUUCUCUGCGGCAUUUAAUCAAACACGAACUUUCCUAGAAGCUUCCUCGAAUAAGAUUCAAUUUAGUGGCCUCAACCGUAAAGCAUGAUCUUCAAGUUUUCUUUGUAAUGAUGGAGCUAUCUUAGUGUUACUGCCGAGCAUACGUAUCCGGCUGAGUUCUAAUUUCUUGAGGCCAAGAUACUUCUUGUAUUUUGGAAUCUAGAUUGACUUAAAUCCAAGUCGAAACCUCAUCAAUGACUGCUCGAAAUGCAAAGCAUUAGGAACUUCAUCCUGCAUCACGUGAGGUUGAGAGGAUCUUCUCAGCCAAUUUUCCUCAUUCAGGGUGGGAAUAUGCUCAAGGGAGGACUCAGUCAGCUGAUAUGCACAUCAACAAGUACCAGCCAUGAUCAAAUAAUGGAUAGAGUGAUUAAAUUGGUCAAGAAAUUCGAUAAAAUUGAUUCCCAUAAGGUUACUGAAACAGCUGAUUUCAAAAAAGAUCUGUCACUGGACAGCUUAGACAGGGUGGAGCUAGUCAUGGCUUUUGAGGAAGAGUUCUCAAUCGAGAUCCCGGAAGAAAAAGCAGACAAGUUAACUUGCUGUGCCGAUGUUGCAAGAUACAUUGUUUCAACAACUGAGUCUAAAGCAACAGAGUCCUGAUUCAUGGACCAGCUGGGUGAAAAUUUUAGAAGUUGCUUCAUACUUUUUACUGUUAAUUAGUUGCUUUCACAGUUUAUUAAACCAAUAAUUGUCCUUCA